Lotus japonicus is the source of this 432-nucleotide messenger RNA. RefSeq lists its product as uncharacterized. The transcript has a single exon. The coding region runs from base 1 to 432 and encodes 143 amino acids. The record is from RefSeq and is a predicted model, not a curated record. Lineage: Eukaryota; Viridiplantae; Streptophyta; Magnoliopsida; Fabales; Fabaceae.
AUGUUUAUGGACUACAUGAACCGAGUGUUGAGGCCAUUCUUGGACAAGUUCGUGGUGGUGUUCAUCGACGAUAUUCUCAUUUACUCGAAGAGUAAAGAGGAACACGAAGAGCAUCUACGUCAAGUGCUGGAAGUUCUGCGAGAGAAGGAACUCUAUGCCAAUGGGUCGAAGUGUGAGUUCUGGAUGGAAGAAGUGAAGUUCUUGGGUAAUGUCAUAUCGAGCAAGGGUGUGGCAGUAGACCCCAGCAAGAUUGAAUCAAUUUUGUCGUGGGAACAACCUAAAACAGCAAGCGACAUUAGAAGUUUUGUUGGACUUGCUGGAUACUACCGACGUUUUGUCAAGGAUUAUGCGAAGUUAACUUCUCCGUUGACGCAAUUGAAGAAGAAGAAUCAACCGUUUGCACGGACGGAAAAGUGUGAGGCUAGAUUUUAG